This is a messenger RNA of Adineta steineri, 822 nucleotides long. The record is from the annotation of a GenBank genome assembly. Lineage: Eukaryota; Metazoa; Rotifera; Eurotatoria; Adinetida; Adinetidae.
AUGCAACUGAUUAGUAUACUUUUAAGCUCUAUUCUUAUAUUAAUUAUUGCUUUUCAUCGGACUCUUCGAACAAUUCCCAAUUUAUUAACGGUUAACUCUAGUUUGGCUAUAUUUAUAUAUGCUUUAAUACUUAUUGCUCAACUUAUUGCAGGAUUACAAUCAAUAAACAAAGAAAAGGAAGAUAUGUGUAUAUUUUUGUCUUAUUUUACAGCUGUAGCAGCAGAUGCCAUAUGCUAUUCAUAUCUUGUCACUGCUAUAAGUCAAUAUUUUUUCAAUAUUUUAUAUCGUCGGAAAUACUUACUAACAUUUCGUACACAUUGGAUAAUUAUUUGUAUUAGUUGGUUUAUCAGUUGUCUUCUUCCGCUACUUUUAUGUUUUCCCAAUAUAUUACAAUAUUCAUCUGAAAUGCACAUAUGUUCUUUGAAAUUAUCUUUUCAAUGGAUUACUUUCUGUUAUAUGGGCACAGCCAUUGGUAUACCUUACUUUGGUAUUAUUAUUAUUUAUCGAUAUAUUGUUCGUCAUACACGACGUAUAAAUACUAUGGCUAUCGCUACAACAGCGACUCAAACAGUAUCAAAUAGAGAUUUACGUGUUCUCAAAAAUAUACUUACAUUAAUUGGUAUAUUGGGUACAGCUGGACUACCGAGUCUUAUUCUUCUUAUAUGCAAUGCAAUUUCACCAGGUCAAGCACCUGUUCCACUUUAUCUUUUUUGCACUCUUACAAUUAGUUUUUGCACAAACAUACAGAUUUCAUUUAUUUUUAUUAUGAACAAAAAAGCACGAGAUAUUUUUUGGAAUCGUAUCCGUCGUAUAUUUCAUUAG